Fusarium poae is the source of this 324-nucleotide messenger RNA. RefSeq lists its product as uncharacterized. The transcript has a single exon. The record is from RefSeq and is a predicted model, not a curated record. Bases 1 to 324 code for a protein of 107 amino acids. Lineage: Eukaryota; Fungi; Ascomycota; Sordariomycetes; Hypocreales; Nectriaceae.
AUGUAUGGACUCCGGCCUGAUACAAUAGGUCCAAAUUCGAAACUGCCGCCUAGCGUCUUUGCGCGCGUACAAGAGUAUUUACAGAAACAGUUACAAAACGACGAGUACCACCGUGCCCUUUCCGAAUUCACACACUUUCGAAUGCGUACAGGCGGCCCGGAAGAUUUGUACCUGGAGUUGUUUGUGAAUGCGCAGGGCAAGAAGGUCUGGAUGGAUGGUGCGGUGGCCUCUACUAAUGGGGAUUUCGAGUGGGAGGGUGUGUUACAGUGGACAGGUGAUAUAUUGAGGGUUGGUACUGAAGUGCCAUCAGUGGUUGAAGACUAG